Molecule: messenger RNA, 3372 nt
Organism: Vicugna pacos (alpaca)
Lineage: Eukaryota; Metazoa; Chordata; Mammalia; Artiodactyla; Camelidae
Source: RefSeq, a predicted model, not a curated record
AAUCUCGCGAGAGAGGCUGUUGCAGGCAGGGGCGGCGCGGGCGCGCGAGAAACUGGCCCGAGGCGCGCGCGCGCGCACCCUGCCCCCAGCCCCGGAGCGGCUCGUGGCCGGCUCCGCGCCGCAUCGCUGGUUGCAGCGCAGCGCAGCGCAGCGCGGCGGCUUUUGCCGAGCGACAGCGGCGGUUUAGGACAAAGAGGCUUGGACAGGCCACUGGGCCGGCUGGCGCCAUCAUGGCGGAGAAAGUGAACAACUUCCCACCGUUACCCAAAUUCAUCCCACUCAAGCCAUGUUUCUACCAAGACUUCGAGGCGGAUAUCCCUCCCCAGCAUCUCAGCAUGACCAAGCGCCUCUACUACCUCUGGAUGCUGAAUAGCGUCACGCUGGCCGUGAACCUGGUGGGCUGUCUCGCGUGGCUGAUCGGAGGUGGGGGAGCCACCAACUUUGGCCUCGCCUUUCUCUGGCUCAUCCUCUUCACACCCUGCUCCUACGUCUGCUGGUUUCGGCCCAUUUACAAGGCCUUCAAGACCGACAGCUCCUUCAGCUUCAUGGCAUUCUUCUUCACCUUCAUGGCCCAGCUGGUCAUCAGCAUCAUCCAAGCCGUGGGCAUCCCAGGCUGGGGUGUCUGCGGCUGGAUCGCCACCAUCUCCUUCUUCGGAACGAACAUUGGCUCAGCGGUGGUGAUGCUCAUUCCCACUGUCAUGUUCACGGUCAUGGCUGUCUUUUCCUUCAUCGCCCUCAGCAUGGUUCAUAAAUUCUAUCGGGGAAGUGGGGGGAGUUUCAGCAAAGCUCAGGAGGAGUGGACCACAGGGGCAUGGAAGAACCCACACGUGCAGCAGGCGGCCCAGAAUGCAGCCAUGGGGGCGGCGCAGGGUGCCAUGAAUCAACCGCAGACUCAGUAUUCCGCCACUCCCAACUACACGUACUCCAAUGAGAUGUGAACCAGCUGAGCCUACUGAGCGCUGGCUAGGGGCCGGUGGGACGGGGGUUCAAGCCACGUGGUCUAUUGUGGUGACCAAGCAGGGUUCCCCCUUCCCUUUUUCUCCUCACCCACUUUGUACAAAGAAUCAGAGUUAUAUAUAUAUAUAUAUAUCUGUAUAUGUAUAUCCCCUCCCCGCACCUUUUGGAUUCUGCUCUCAGCACCCUGAGAGCUGAGGGCUGCACGUGGAGCUGUCCCGUGCAGUGGUAGCUGUGUCUGUGUCCCCUUGUGAACAGUGUGCAGUGGAAGUCUCUGUUGUUGUGGUGCUAGACGUAUGUUUAGAACUAAACCAGCCCCCCACCCUCCACCAGGCUGCCCCCUCUGACCUUGGCCCAGAGACCCCUCAUGGGGCAGAGGGAGGCAUAGCAGAGAGGCUGGCCCCCUCCCCAGGGUUAUGAGCUGAAACUGUUCCCACUUUUGGUCUUACUAGGAAGCAACAGUAUUUAGCACUCAUGGGGUUGGUAGGUGGGAGGGUGGGACCUGUAGGGGAGCUUCCCUUGCUCCUUCUCAUCCAGGUUUCUCCCUCCUCAAACUCCUCCUCCCCUCCUCUCUUCCUGCUGUCACACUCCUGUGGUCUCUUCUGCCCAGGGUCUCUCUCUUUUCCAUGUGGCUUUUCUUUGUCUUCCCCAAGGCUGAGUGUCCCAGUUCUGCUCCUGAGGCUGAGCCCAUUCCCAGAUCAAGGAAGCAGACAGGGGAGCUGGGCCUUGGCCUCGAUGUGGGAGGGCACACAGCCAGAGUUACAGAGCCCACCUGGGGAUCUGACUCCCAGGGAAUGGAAAUGCAAGGCAGAUUCCUCUCUUCCCUGCCUUGCCUACCCCUCCUCUUCCCAGAGCCCCCUUGAGCCCCUCUGCUUAUAUCCCUCCCCAUACUCCCAGCUUCUGUGUCCUAGUUCUCCUACCCUACCCCUACUGUGCGCUAGGUGGCAUCUGCCAUCCAUGAGGACAGAUUCCACUGCCUUUCCUGAAGAUCUGGGUGGUGUCCAGGCAAUUUCAGGUGUAUAGUGCAGCUGUCACAGAGGGUAUGUAAAUAAUUACUGGCCCCUGGGGACGUAUGUUUAGCCCCAGCCCACUGGGCAGGUGCUAGGUGUCUGAAUGACCACUGGAUUCCUGGGAGCAAUAGCUGUUCUGUUUGGGUCUGAUAGAAGGGACAGGUUCAGAGGGUUGAGCCUGGAGGGAAGAUCAGAGGAGAAGGCAGGCAGGGCCCAGUGAGAGGGGAUCAUGUCCCCCGCACCCCCAGCUUGCUCUUGGUCAUAGGGCAGUUCUGGGCACUUGAACUCAAGGCCCAGGAAGAAGCACAGGCCCAACCCUGUGUGCAAACACAGUGGCCAGAGUGGGAGUUCAGGCGAGGCUAGGUGGGAGGGGAGGCUCUAUGGCUCUUUUUUUUUUUUUUAAAUCAAAUCAAGAUUACUUGCUGCCCUCUGCCUAUCAGACUUGGUUCUUUGCCCUUCCUCACCCUGUCAGAACUCGUUUCCCUUCCAGGACUGUGCUUGCAGACCUGUAGGGCUGUUCUUUUCCAAGCACUGUGGGAAUGUUGCUGGUAGAGGCCCUGGCUCCCUCGGAGGCCUGGAGGAGGGUGGGUUCUUAACCAAGGAGCAGCUGCCCAUUUCUCACUCACUGCCCCCACCUCUUAUCUAGGUUAUUUGGCUUGAAAAACCAAGCCCCGCCUGGCCGCUCUGGGCUGGCUCCUGCUUAGAACCCAACACCUGGACUCAGGUGCCAUCCUGAGCUUUGAGCUCCAGUACUCCACUUUCCUGCAGGAGGAGCCAGGGUUUACCACAUUCUCUCUGGAAAGCAGUUGGCACAGCCCCUAGUACUGAACAGUGAUCUGAGGUCUGGGUUCUUCCUCCCUUUUCCUCUCCUGCAGCCCAGGCCUCUGGCUCCCUUUCUCUUAGUCUCUGGGGCUCCAGGAGGCCUAUGGUCCAGCUGCCAGCCCAGCAUCUUUGACCUGUUGGAUGCCACAUCCAGUCAACUUCCUGUCCUACCUACCUUUCCUCUUUCCUGGCUCAGACCUAAAUGGCCAUGCCCUGGCUCUGCCCUUGGGAAGACCUGCUAUCUGUGUGUGGCCCAGCUUAUCCAGGCCCUGGGAUGCUGCAUCUCCAGGCAACUAUGCACUUUCCUGGGGAGGGAACCAGUCUGAGAGGUGGGGGCUGGGCACAGAUUCAUCUCUGCUGGAUGGUCUGGCUUGAGGGUGGGGUGUAGGAAGGCCCAGGUCAGUCUGGGGAUCCUCGGGUUUGCGGCCAGCCAGUGACCAGCUUCUGCAUUCUGUGGGUGCCCACUGCUCCUCCUUGUUUCUGGGAGACACAGACCAUUCUCCAACUGGCAGUUGACCUGCCUGAGCCAAUGUGUCUGUCUGUGGUAACUGAAUGAACCUUAAUAAAGGGAACAUUUGGCCCUCUG